This is a messenger RNA of Drosophila ananassae, 1186 nucleotides long. Its product is annotated as SAC3 domain-containing protein 1. The coding region runs from base 79 to 1125 and encodes 348 amino acids. Gene Ontology annotation, biological process: spindle assembly; centrosome duplication. The transcript has 4 exons. Gene Ontology annotation, cellular component: nucleus; centrosome; spindle. Lineage: Eukaryota; Metazoa; Arthropoda; Insecta; Diptera; Drosophilidae. The record is from RefSeq and is a predicted model, not a curated record.
CUCCGCCCAAGAUUAGCUUCACUACCAGAGUUUUGUUGUGGGAUUGGUGCUUCAGCGUCCUCCAAUAUAUUUUUAUAAAUGGCUCAAAUUCGAGGAUCCUGCGAAACACUCUGUCCCGAUACAGAGUCAAAAAUGCGUAUUCGAGAGAAUCUCCUGCACUUUUACGAACUGAAAAAUGGCCAGAAAAAGACACCGGGUAUCCUGGUAAAGGAGUUUACGAGAUCCGCCGCUGAUGUGAAGAUGCCCAAGGCCAAGGACAUGCGCACCGAAACGUCGCUGACGAAAACCGUGGAAUAUCUCUUAAAGGAUAUUAUCCUGGACACCCGGAAGCCAUACCACGUAGCCUACGACUUCAUCUUUGAUCGAUUGCGCGCCGUACGUCGGGAGAUCGUGAUCCAGGUUUACGACGCUCGACAAACCAUUCCGCUUUUGGAGCCCAUUGUGAUUUUCCUGGCCUACAGUCGCUAUCGAUUGUGCGAGGAAUCUAUCGAAAAGUUCGAUCCAAAGAUCUGCAACCAGCAUCUGCAAGAGUGCUUGACCGGUGUGCUGCGGUGUUACGAUGAACUGGAGGAACAGGUGGCUCCCACUGACCUGACCAUUCGUCAGCUGGAGCGACGCUGUCUUAUUGAAUCUCUGUAUCAGAUAUUUAAUUUGGGGUCCCCCGAGUCCUUUGUGCGUGCUCUCUCCUUGCCCGAUUACGUAAAGAAGGACCCCAUUUUUAAUCUGUCCUUUGGGAUCUGCUUGGCCUAUCAUCAGGGGAAUCUUUAUAGAGUCCUAAUGGGUUUGCCACGGCUGCCGCACAUCCUUUGCGCCGUGGCCAGCACUAAAUUGCAGGCAAUAAGAAGGAGUUUGUUGCAGAUUUUCACGCAUGCCUACAACAACAAGCAACUUACGGUGCCGGUUCCGUACUUGUUGCGUUUGCUUUUAAUCGACAGGCCGGAUUCUCUGCAAGAACAAUGCCGGCAUUAUAACCUGUCGUUGGCAGUCGAUCGGAAGGCCGUUCAUUUCAAUAAGACUGAUUUUAAUAAUGCUGUUGACCCCAUACGGCCCCGGCAUGAAACCUUCGUUGAAUCCAAAUUGGCAAAGGUUUAUUUGCCCGAAUUGUUGCUCCUGAAGAAGUUUUAGGCUCUCCAGCUGCAAUAAUUCUGUAAAUAGUUCUCUGUAAAUAAAAUUGUAAUUUAUUUUA